Molecule: messenger RNA, 841 nt
Organism: Chrysochloris asiatica (Cape golden mole)
Lineage: Eukaryota; Metazoa; Chordata; Mammalia; Afrosoricida; Chrysochloridae
Product: 60S ribosomal protein L3-like
Exons: 6
Biological process (GO): ribosomal large subunit assembly; translation
Cellular component (GO): ribosome; cytosolic large ribosomal subunit
Molecular function (GO): structural constituent of ribosome; RNA binding
Source: RefSeq, a predicted model, not a curated record
CGCCUCCAAGCCUGUCCACCUUACAGCCUUCCUGGGCUACAAGGCCGGCAUGACCCACAUCGUGCGCGAGGUCGACAGGCCAGGGUCCAAGGUGAACAAGAAGGAAGUGGUGGAGGCUGUGACCAUUGUGGAGACACCACCCAUGGUGGUGGUCGGCAUCGUGGGCUACGUGGAAACUCCUCGAGGUCUCCGGACCUUCAAGACUGUCUUUGCUGAGCACAUCAGUGAUGAAUGUAAACGGCGCUUCUAUAAGAACUGGCAUAAAUCGAAGAAGAAGGCUUUCACCAAGUACUGCAAGAAGUGGCAGGACGACGAUGGCAAGAAGCAGUUGGAGAAAGACUUCAGCAGCAUGAAGAAGUAUUGCCAGGUCAUCCGUGUCAUCGCCCACACCCAGAUGCGCCUGCUUCCUCUGCGCCAGAAGAAGGCCCACCUGAUGGAGAUUCAGGUGAAUGGGGGCACAGUGGCCGAGAAACUGGACUGGGCCCGGGAGAAGCUGGAGCAGCAGGUGCCUGUGAACCAGGUGUUCGGGCAGGAUGAGAUGAUUGAUGUCAUCGGGGUGACCAAGGGCAAGGGCUACAAAGGAGUCACCAGCCGCUGGCACACCAAGAAGCUACCCCGCAAGACCCACCGAGGCCUGCGCAAAGUUGCCUGUAUUGGGGCCUGGCACCCUGCCCGCGUGGCCUUCUCUGUGGCGCGUGCUGGGCAGAAGGGUUACCACCACCGCACUGAGAUCAACAAGAAGAUCUACAAGAUUGGCCAGGGCUACCUUAUCAAAGAUGGCAAACUGAUCAAAAACAAUGCCUCCACUGAUUACGAUCUGUCUGACAAGAGCAUCAACCCU